AUGGCGCAAAUACGCGGCACUGCGGGCUACAAUCUCGGCCACCAGAAUCCAUUUGCGAACGGGCCUGGCAGACAAGACGCCACCAGCGACCCGAGUCCGUUAGAUGCAAUCCGUGAGCAGACCAGCAAAAUCGAGGACUGGCUGGACACUCUGUCCGACCCGAUCAAGCCAUAUGUCCCUGCAAUUGGCCGAUUCCUCAUUGUCGUUACGUUCCUGGAGGACUCGCUCCGCAUCGUCACGCAAUGGAACGACCAGUUAUUGUUUCUCCGGGAUUACCGACACAUUCCCUGGGGUAUCACGCAUCUCUUCCUGAUUUUCAACGUCAUUGCCAUGCUUGCUUCGUCGUUCUUGGUCAUCGCGCGCAAACACACGGAAUACGCAGUGGGUGGGCUGUUGGGUGUUGUCGUGACGCAGGCUCUCGGAUACGGUCUGAUUUUCGACCUCAACUUCUUCCUUCGCAACCUUAGCGUGAUUGGCGGUCUGCUGUUGGUCGUGUCCGAUUCGUGGGUGCGUAAGAAGUAUAUGCCCGCUGGUCUGCCGCAGCUCGACGAGAAGGACCGCAAGAUGUACGUGCAACUGGCCGGCCGGGUGCUGUUGAUCUUGCUGUUUGUCGGCUUUGUGCUGGCUGGCCAAUGGUCAUUUUGGCGCGUGCUUGUCAGUCUGGUUGGAUUCGUCGCUUGCGUUAUGGUUGUCGUUGGUUUCAAGGCCAAGAUGAGCGCCGUCAUUCUUGUUAUCUUGUUGAGCGUGUUCAACGUGCUGGUCAACAACUUCUGGACGCUCAAACCUCAUCAUCCCAAUAAGGACUUUGCCAAAUACGACUUCUUCCAGGUUUUGUCUAUUGUCGGUGGUCUACUUCUCCUCGUCAACAUGGGACCCGGUCAGUUCAGCGUCGACGAGAAGAAAAAAGUCUAUUAA
Molecule: messenger RNA, 915 nt
Organism: Talaromyces atroroseus
Lineage: Eukaryota; Fungi; Ascomycota; Eurotiomycetes; Eurotiales; Trichocomaceae
Exons: 5
Coding region: 1-915 (304 amino acids)
Biological process (GO): Golgi organization
Cellular component (GO): endoplasmic reticulum; membrane; endoplasmic reticulum-Golgi intermediate compartment
Source: RefSeq, a predicted model, not a curated record